Molecule: messenger RNA, 1137 nt
Organism: Paramuricea clavata
Lineage: Eukaryota; Metazoa; Cnidaria; Anthozoa; Malacalcyonacea; Plexauridae
Source: the annotation of a GenBank genome assembly
AUGUCGUUGACUGGAAUACUACUUGAUGUUUCUGGCUCUAUGAAGAGAAACAUUGGAAGCGGUACUGAUGUAAAAGGCGGACUAUGGGCUCAGUCUAUUUUCAACGUUAUCGAUGACCUUAUUGAACAUGAUCUUACGUCUGAGAAUCGUGUUUUUGCUAUAGGCGUCGGAGCAGAAUGUCCCGGCAAAGAAAUAUUUGAUGUCAUUGCAACUCUUCAGCAAUUUGAAAAUACGAACAGGCCUGCAACUGAACGCCAUAUCAACGAGAUCUUUGAUAUUCUCGAGAGAAACGGUGCACCCAACAUACGUAAUUGGGCCUGCAAUGUUAAACUGUUUCAAGACGUACUAUCUGACUAUAUAGCAACACUGAUUCUGCAAAAAUUUGAGUCGGACAAACAGUUUGCCAAAAUAUUUGUGGACUAUUUUUUACCAUGCGAUUGUCGAGACAAAAUAUCAACAGCACCUGAUGAUGGCGGCGUGCUAUCUGAUCUAUCUAGAUCAGCUACGAAAGAGGAUAUCGAAGAAAUUGUAAGAAAAGCAAAAUGCUAUAUUUUACAAGACAAAAAAGAUGCCUCUCGCAUUUUAAAAGACGUAGGAACCAACUCUAUAUUUAGUGUGCAAGAUGCCUCCCUCAUUAUCCGUGGAUGCGUUGAUAAAAAGAAACUUAACGAACUUUCUGAACAGCGGAAGCAAGAGUUACUUGAUAACGUCGAGCCUUUCAUUUAUGGUGAAACGCCGUUGUGUGGAUCUCUCGAAAAGGCGAUAAAGCUUUUUGAAAGAGACACGUUCGAGAACAAAUUGCUUUUCGUGCUAUCAGGUGGAGACCUUACAGACGGCAGUAUUAAAGAUAUCGCCAAGAUCAACCAAAUUACCUCCAAACUAACAAAUGCAGGCGUCAAAAUAGUAUCUUGUUUUAUCACUAGAUCCACAGAUAUUCAUCCGAAACGUUUGUACGACACGAUGUCACCUGAUUGGGAACCUGGUGCCAAGUUUCUGUUUUUGUUGAGCUCUGAAGUACGAACACAGGAUCUAGUGGCACGAGCAAUCUUGCUCAAACGUGGUUGGGCGAUCGACAUCGCCAACAAUGAAACAAAGUUGUUCAUGCAAGUCAAUCAUCCAGACAACGUAAGGUAUUAA